Messenger RNA from Larimichthys crocea (large yellow croaker), 1977 nucleotides. RefSeq names its product farnesyltransferase, CAAX box, subunit alpha (gene fnta). Gene Ontology annotation, biological process: protein farnesylation; protein geranylgeranylation. Lineage: Eukaryota; Metazoa; Chordata; Actinopteri; Sciaenidae. The coding region runs from base 79 to 1203 and encodes 374 amino acids. Gene Ontology annotation, cellular component: CAAX-protein geranylgeranyltransferase complex; protein farnesyltransferase complex; cytoplasm. The transcript is spliced from 9 exons. Gene Ontology annotation, molecular function: CAAX-protein geranylgeranyltransferase activity; protein farnesyltransferase activity. The record is from RefSeq and is a predicted model, not a curated record.
GCAUCUCUCCCCGCUGCUCCGGAUGUGACGUGUCCUCUGGGAGGAAGAAGAAGCCGCAGAGCAGCUGGAGCGUUAAAGAUGUCCGGGGUGGAGGAAACUUUGAACGAGUCCGUGGACGUCAAAGAGGACAAAGAGUUUGACGUGGAGGCUGACGAACAUGCCGGGGAGGAUUACUUUGUUGAUCCCACUCGGUAUUUAUUUUACAGAGACCGAAAGGAGUGGGCCGACCUGGAGCCUGUGCCUCAGGAUGAUGGACCGAAUCCCGUGGUGAAGAUCGCCUACUCUGAAAAGUUCGCCGAUGUUUACGACUAUUUCCGUGCUCUCCUGAAGAACGACGAGAGGAGCGAGCGUGCUUUCGCCUUGACUGCAGACGCCAUUGAGCUGAAUGCCGCCAAUUACACAGUUUGGCACUACAGACGAGUACUGCUGCAAGCCUUGUCAAAGGAUCUGAGGGAGGAGAUGAGGUACAUUACUGCCAUCAUCGAGGAGCAACCCAAAAACUACCAAGUGUGGCACCACAGACGUAUGGUGGUCGAGUGGUUGAACGACCCCUCGGAGGAAUUGGAGUUCAUCGCAGACAUCCUCAGCCAAGACGCAAAGAACUACCACGCCUGGCAGCACAGACAGUGGGUCAUCCAGGAGUACAAACUGUGGGACAACGAGCUGGAGUUUGUGGAGAGUCUCUUGGAAGACGACGUGAGGAAUAACUCCGCGUGGAACCAGAGGCACUUUGUCAUUUCUCACACUACGGGCUUCUCUGAUGCCGCCAUAGUGGAGAGAGAGAUUCAAUAUUGUCGCAAACAGAUCAGGAAGGCUCCCCACAACGAAAGUGCGUGGAACUAUUUAAAAGGGAUGCUGCAAGAUAGAGGUCUGUCAUCUCAGCCAGGCCUGCUGGAGAGAGUACUGGAGCUGAAGCAGACACAUUGUUCACCUUAUCUUCUAGCAUUUCUGUUUGAUUGCUAUGAGGAUGCUUUGGAGAACAGCAACCAGAAAGAGAAUGCGGGGGAAGAGGAGCAGAAGGAAAACUUAAAAAGGGCUCUAGAAAUUUGCGAACUUCUCGCACACGAGAAGGACACCAUCCGGAAGGAGUACUGGCUGUUCUUGGGACGUUCUUUAAAGAACAAAUUUGGAAGCAGCGGCCCGUCUGACGAACCUCCCCUCGAACCGUCAGCCCCGGCACCUCAGCCACAGGAGAUGAGUUAGACCACGAGGAAGACCUUGCACCAUUUCCACUCCUGUCCUGCUUCAUCAUUAAUGUCGGCAGAGCCAACUCAUGAAGUCUGAUGUUACUGUAAAUUCCUGAAGAAGUCUGUUUAAAAUAACCACUAACAUGCAAUAACCUAACGUGGCGGGAUUGAGGUUGAAUCAUGCAAAUCUCCGCCGUACUGAAGUGUGAUAACAUCUGUGUUAGAAAAGCGACGUUUCAAACGUAGCGGCUCAUAUUUUUAAAAAUUAUUUGUUACCUUUUUACUCACCCGAAACAACCAUCGGCAUCAAAUCAUUUAGCCAGUUUCUAUCAUCAUCACUUUAGACUUAUAUGAGCGGCUCAUCUCUCUCUUGUGUUUUUGUCUUCUGAACCUUUAAAUCUGUGUUUGACGGCAGUCCCCACGACGACAGCACUGACAAACCCGUGUGAGUGCGUUUACAUGCAACACAUAAUUCAAUUUAAUGUCUUUGAGUGAAGGCAGGAACAUGUAGAGAAAAAAAAAGGAGCAUUUUGACAAGUUUAUCUCAUUCCUUUGUGUCGUUUUUUAAAAAUAUAAUUUAUAAGUUUUGUUAUGUAAGAUUUGAAUGGACCGAUUGGAGUAUUGUGUGCAUGUAAACCCACUUCUUGCUACAUUUUUUUUUUUUGAUGUGUGUUAUAAGGGAACGGAAAUAAAACAGUUUGUAGUAAUACUGAUCUGUAAAGCUCCAGCAGUGAUAAUAAAGCAGAUCAAAUGCAGCCGUAUGCUGCUGCAUUCUGAUCAAUGACACGCA